This is a messenger RNA of Daucus carota subsp. sativus, 1677 nucleotides long. RefSeq names its product protein FAR1-RELATED SEQUENCE 5-like. The transcript has 2 exons. Gene Ontology annotation, molecular function: zinc ion binding. The coding region runs from base 1 to 1677 and encodes 558 amino acids. NCBI's taxonomy places the organism in Eukaryota, Viridiplantae, Streptophyta, Magnoliopsida, Apiales, Apiaceae. The record is from RefSeq and is a predicted model, not a curated record. Gene Ontology annotation, biological process: regulation of DNA-templated transcription.
AUGUACGUUGUUAAUAGGGAAAAAUUGAAGAAAUGGAAAGUGACAUUGGUCGAUUUGAAACACAAUCACAUGAUGAUUUCAAAGGAUGAAGUGCAUUUUAUGCAAAGGCCAAGGAAUAUAACUCCCGUUAUUCAGCAAUUAAUUGUGACAUUGAAUAGAUCAGGUAUUGGGCCUUCAAAAACAUUAAAUGUGUUAGGGGAGUUAACAGGUGGGUUGGAGAAUAUUGGAUUUGGUAGUCAAGAUGUUUGGAAUGUAUUUCGUGAUAUUCGACAUUAUGUGUUCGAUUCGACUGAUGCUUCAGAGGGUUUGGCAUUACUUCGAGAAUUGAUAGGUAAUAGUCAAGGUGAAUUUUUCUAUAAAGUUGACGUGGAUGAGGAAAAUCAUGUGCGGGCCAUGUUGUGGGUUGAUCCGAGAUCACUCAAUGCCUACCAAAAUUUUGGAGAUGUUGUUGUUUUUGACUCCACCUAUCGUACUAAUAGGUAUUGCAUGCCGUUUGUGCCAUUUACGGGGGUAAAUCACCAUUAUCAGUCGAUUUUGUUCGGAUUUGCCCUGAUAAGGGAUGAGACCGAAAAAUCUUACUUAUGGGUGUUUAAGAAUUGGUUGGAGGCUAUCGGGAACAAAGCUCCACAAACGAUCAUCACCGAUCAAGACAUUGCUAUUGGAAACGCAAUUGCCGAAGUUUUUCCGAACACAAAUCAUUUAUUUUUUGCACAAUUCGAAGAUAGGUGGGCGGCAUUAGUUGAAAAAUAUGAUUUGAUGAACCAUUCUUGGUUACAAGAUAUGUACUCCGUUCGACGCAAGUGGGUCCGUGUUUACACUAAACUUCACUUCACAACCGGGAUGACCACUACCUCUAGAAGUGAGUCGAUGAAUUCUUUCUUCGAUGAAUUUGUCAAUGCUAGUACCGGUUUGAAAGAGUUCAUAGAGAAUUCACAAAAAGCAUUGGAGAAACAAUAUUUACGUGAAAGAGAGGCUGAUUAUGAAACAAAGAAUAAGGAAAGGUCCAAAAUAACAUCAUCAUCAUUGGAGAAUCAUGCGGCAUUUACUUACACAAAAGAAAUGUUCAGACGUUUUCAACACGAACUCAAAGAAAGUGAAGCAUAUGUUGUGAUUGAGAAAGAGAUCAAUGCAAUUUACAAGCAUUACGAAGCAUAUAAAACAACGGUCCAAGAGGAGUAUAGAAAAUAUUAUGUUUUGAUCGUCACUGAGAAUGGCACCAUAACUUGUGUUUGUCGAAAAUUUGGAAGUUCAGGAAUGCUUUGUCGUCAUAUUAUUCGAUACUUGUAUAAGAUGCAAUGGACAGAGAUUCCUAAGCAGUACAUCACUUUGAGAUGGACAGUUGAAGGCAACAAAAGAGUGGGAGCCGUACAACACAAACGUCCGAAAAUUGGCAUUUUUCUUGAAUCACAACCUGCACGAUACAGUAGUCUAUGCAAAGCGUUCCAAGAUUUAGCAGCUCGUGGAAGUUGUUCAAUGGCGAGAUACAAUUAUCUCAUAGGUGUGAUUGAAAAAGAAUCGGAUUUUAUUGAAAAUUUUCCGAAUGAGGGUGUGAAAAAACGUGCGCGUGAGGAAGAUGAUGAUGCACAUGAGGAUGGAGAUCAACCAUAUGAUGAUGACGAAAAUUUCAACGAUUUGAGAAAUCCUAUAUUAUCUCAAACCAAAGGUCGUAAAAAAUAA